Molecule: messenger RNA, 300 nt
Organism: Chlorella variabilis
Lineage: Eukaryota; Viridiplantae; Chlorophyta; Trebouxiophyceae; Chlorellales; Chlorellaceae
Exons: 3
Source: RefSeq, a predicted model, not a curated record
UACACGCUGCUUGCAGUUGACCCUGACGCCCCCUCCCCUCACAGCCCCAAGCAUCGUUCCUGGCUGCACUGGAUGGUGGUGAACAUUCCUUCCCAUGAUCCUGCUCGCGGCGAGGUGGCGGUGGCGUACAUGCCCCCCGAGCCGGCCAAGGGCAAGCAUCGCAUUCUGUUCCUGCUCUACAAGCAGCAGGCCCGCGUGACGGUGCGCCCGCCGUCCAAACGGCAGGGUUUCCAGGUCCGCGCUUUUGAGAAGGAGCAUCAUCUGGGGUCACCCGCUGCGGGACUCUUUGUCUGGGCCGAG